Molecule: messenger RNA, 1562 nt
Organism: Bombyx mandarina (wild silkworm)
Lineage: Eukaryota; Metazoa; Arthropoda; Insecta; Lepidoptera; Bombycidae
Gene: Bcp
Product: fibroinase
Biological process (GO): proteolysis
Molecular function (GO): cysteine-type peptidase activity
Source: RefSeq, a predicted model, not a curated record
UUAUGGUCAGUUCUUGCAAUUCUCGCAAAGUGCUAGCAUUCACGAUUCGGUUAUAGAGUUGAAAGCUUGCGAUAAUUGUUGAAUUUCAUUCUUGCAUCAAAAAUAAGUGUAACUUAAUCCACAUUCAUAACAAAGAUAACCAUUCAAGAUGAAGUGUUUAGUAUUGCUGCUAUGCGCAGUGGCUGCUGUGAGUGCUGUUCAGUUCUUUGACCUGGUCAAGGAAGAGUGGAGUGCCUUCAAGCUGCAGCACCGUCUCAACUACGAAAGCGAGGUCGAAGACAAUUUCCGCAUGAAGAUAUACGCUGAGCACAAGCACAUCAUCGCCAAACACAACCAGAAGUACGAAAUGGGCCUCGUUUCUUACAAGCUGGGCAUGAACAAGUACGGAGACAUGCUCCACCACGAGUUCGUGAAGACUAUGAACGGCUUCAACAAAACUGCCAAACACAACAAGAAUCUGUACAUGAAGGGUGGGAGCGUCCGCGGGGCUAAGUUCAUAUCGCCGGCCAACGUGAAGCUGCCGGAGCAGGUGGACUGGAGGAAGCACGGCGCCGUCACCGACAUCAAGGACCAAGGGAAGUGUGGCUCAUGCUGGUCCUUCAGCACGACUGGAGCUUUGGAAGGACAGCACUUCCGUCAGUCCGGCUACCUGGUGUCGCUCUCGGAGCAAAACCUCAUCGACUGCUCGGAGCAGUACGGGAACAACGGCUGCAACGGGGGGCUCAUGGACAACGCCUUCAAGUACAUCAAGGACAACGGGGGCAUCGACACCGAGCAGACCUACCCCUACGAGGGAGUUGACGACAAGUGCAGGUACAAUCCGAAGAACACCGGCGCUGAGGACGUGGGCUUCGUGGACAUCCCCGAGGGCGACGAACAGAAGCUGAUGGAAGCCGUGGCCACCGUGGGGCCCGUCUCCGUGGCCAUCGACGCCUCGCACACCAGCUUCCAGCUCUACUCCAGCGGAGUCUACAACGAGGAGGAGUGCUCCUCCACCGACCUGGACCACGGGGUUCUGGUGGUGGGCUACGGCACCGACGAGCAGGGCGUGGAUUACUGGCUCGUGAAGAAUUCGUGGGGCCGCUCGUGGGGUGAGCUGGGCUACAUUAAAAUGAUUCGGAACAAGAACAACCGCUGCGGCAUCGCCUCCUCCGCCUCCUACCCCCUCGUGUAAACCCCCCCCCCUCCCUCCCUCCCGCGGAGCUGCAACAUUCACAUCUCUUAUGUACACUUAUGGUUAAGUUAUCUCUGUAAUAUGUAUAAUUCUCAUAAUGUAUGAUUAGGUUAAGGAAAUUUAUGAAAAUUUAAGACUACUUUCGUUACAUUUUAUAAGUUUAAAAAUCAAGUUAGAAGUCUCAUAAACCUGAGGACGGCAAUACCACAACUGGCCCCCGACCGCGGUCCGGGACGGGGCUAUACACGUUGGCUUCAGUUCGUCAGUAGGCCAACGGCGACGACCUACCGACAUUGUCAAUAGCAGUACGUGACAGCGAAGAAGGACGCCGCCAUCGAAUGUUUAUGUCCAAACUCAGAUUAAUAAAUAAUUUUAUAAAAACUUGUUA